Syngnathus acus (greater pipefish) is the source of this 2078-nucleotide messenger RNA. Its product is annotated as tetratricopeptide repeat protein 39B-like. The transcript is spliced from 18 exons. NCBI's taxonomy places the organism in Eukaryota, Metazoa, Chordata, Actinopteri, Syngnathiformes, Syngnathidae. The record is from RefSeq and is a predicted model, not a curated record. The coding region runs from base 88 to 1839 and encodes 583 amino acids. Gene Ontology annotation, molecular function: protein binding.
UUUUCCAAGUGAAGGUGAAGAUUUGCAAACGGAGUUGCAAAGAAGAUUUUUUUUUUUAUCCAUCGAGAGAAUUUUUUAUUCUUGGAGAUGGAGCUCGCCAAUGGAAACUACUCGCUGCAUCAGGUGGAAAAACCCUGUUCUGGAAAUUUAUUAGAACCACCAAUAGAUUUAGAAGCAGCUUUGAAGGAAUGCUCCAGCGCCCUCGAUCUCUUCCUAAACAACAAGUUUUCAGAUGCCUUAGCUCUUUUAGCACCCUGGAAAAGCCAGAGCAUGUACCACGCGAUGGGCUACAGCAGCAUGCUCGUAAUGCAGGCGGGCAUGACCUUUGACCCGAAGGACAUGAACGCUGCGAUGGAGUCACUCAGCGACGCGCUUCUGACAUGCCAGAGGUUUAGAAAGAAAACAGGAAUAAUGGAGACUCUGGUCAAUUUGUGGCACAGGCAAUCACCUGAAAGUCUGACAGAAGAGGAAAUGCACGCUGAGCUCUGCUACGCCGAAGUGCUGCUGCAGAAGGCAGCGCUCACGUUCCUCGACGAGAGCAUCAUCGGGUUCAUCAAGGGAGGCAUGAGGAUCAGGAACAGCUAUCAGAUUUUCAAGGAGUGUCAAGCGCUGGUGCAAGGCAGCACGGAAAUGGAGAAGACGAGCAUGUAUGUUCACUUUAAGGGCGGAGUCAGCAUGGGCAUUGGAUCUUUUAAUCUGAUGCUAUCUCUCUUACCAGCUAGAAUCCUCAAACUGAUGGAGUUUUUGGGUUUCUCAGGGGACAGGGAGGUGGGUUUGUCUGAGUUGCGAGCGGGCGCCUCCAGCGACAGCCUGCGCUCUAUUCUCAGCACUUUGACUCUGCUCAUGUUUCACCUCUACAUCUCUGUCAUUCUGGGAUCUGGCGACGUGGAUCUCAGUGAGGCCGAGGCUCUGCUGGAGCCUUACGCUAACAGGUUCCCGAAUGGGGCUCUCAUGCUUUUCUACGUUGCAAGAAUUUCCCUGCUCAAGGGAAACAUCACAUUUGCUGAGGAAAAGUUCCACGCUUGCAUCGCCGCUCAGCAUGAGUGGCGCCAGAUUCACCACCUGUGCUACUGGGAGCUCAUGUGGGCUUACUCCUUUGAGCAGAAUUGGCGGGAAGCGUACCACUAUGCCGAUCUGCUCUGCAAGGAGAGCAAAUGGUCACAGGCCGUCUACAUGUUCCAGAAAGCGUCCAUACUGAGCAUGCUCCCGGAGGAGGAAGUCAAGAAACUGGGUGAAAAUGUGGAGGAUUUAUUUAGGGAGGUGGACGGUCUGCGGCUGAGGUUGGCCGGAAAGUCCAUUCCGACUGAGAAGUUUGCGGCCAAGAAGGCUCAACGCUACGUCUCCUCCAAACCAGUCAAGCUGGUCGUCCCAGCUUUGGAAAUGAUGUACGUGUGGAACGGCUUCACCAUUGUUGGCAAAAGAGCCGACUUGACGGAAAACAUCUUGGCUACGUUGGAGAAAGCGGAGGAGGAAAUCAAGUAUAGUUCAAGCCCGUCAGACUACCACCUGGACGACCAGUGUGUGAUUCAGUUGCUCAAGGGCUUGUGUCUGAGGCAGUUGGGGCAACUCGACCAGGCGGAGGUCUGCUUCAACCGCGUCCUAUCCAGCGAAAGCGACCUGAAGCACGACAACUACCUGGUGCCGUUUACCAUGUACGAGAUGGGCCUCCUGCACAAGCAGAGGGGCGACAUGGAAAAGGCCAUUUUUGUGCUUGAAAGCGCCAAGCUGAACUACAAAGACUACAGCAUGGAGUCUCGUCUCCACUUCCGCAUCCACGCCGUGCUCAACAGCAUAGAAUCCUUUGAGGCCAAGAUGCCACCUUCACGCAUGGCGGCGUGAACGACUUCAUGACCGACCGCACUCUCUAUUAUCGAGCACUCCUCCAACCUCAUGACUGGCCCCCCAGGACAUCUUUUUACGAUGCUUCUGUAAAUGCGUCACUGUGUCUUCUGUAAUAUUCUUCUACUGUUAAAGCAUUUAUACACAUAGAACAUCAACUUACAUAUAUUUGAAUUUUGUUUCUGCAACUCUGUGGAGAAAUUCUGAUAUGUUUAGGUGUUAAAAUGUUGGCAUCUAGG